Molecule: messenger RNA, 489 nt
Organism: Pestalotiopsis fici W106-1
Lineage: Eukaryota; Fungi; Ascomycota; Sordariomycetes; Amphisphaeriales; Sporocadaceae
Exons: 4
Coding region: 1-489 (162 amino acids)
Source: RefSeq, a predicted model, not a curated record
AUGGUGGUUUCUGACUUGGACAGCUCAGAGGAGCUUAUGAUCCGCUUGCCUAACUUGUUCACUGACGUUAUGGCUGGUCAAUAUGCUAAAAAUGUAUUCUAUGAGAAGGUCAAGUCAGUGGCCGAACGUUGGAUAGAGCAGACACUGAAGAUGGAUGAAAAGGCCGUCGAAAGAAACAAAAAGGCCGACUUUUGCCUGCUGAGUGCCCUGUGGACUCCAGAAGGGGAUGAAUGGGGCUUGAGACUCGUUACUGAUUGGAAUCAUUGGGCGUUCCCGUGGGAUGACCAGUUUGAUGAAGGCCAUCUCAAGCUCGAUGCGCCAAAGGCGGCAGACGAAGUUAUGAACACCCUGGCAAUCCUUGACGACACACAACCACUGAUCUCAACCGAAGAAAACCCUAUUAGCCACGCGUUCCAGACUGUGUGGCUCCACUUCAAAGAAGUAAGACAUUCAACUGUGGUAUUGGUGUGGCGUAUGUCUCUUUUCUGA